AUGGGCGAUGUUCGAAUUGAUGGCUUCAAUCAAAGUUUUAACACAAUUGAUGACUUGAUUGGGUGUUAUGUUUGCUUUCGUGACAAAGAAUUAAAACUCCAAUUACAAGUAAUUGACGACGAACUCGACGACGUUAUUAAUGAAGACAUUGGCCAGACUGAUAACCUUCCCCAACUGCUACGUACAGAACCGGUAGCUCCAGAUGGUCUCGAUAGUGGUAGAUUUUUAAGACACAUUGGCCUGACUGAUAAUCUUCCCCAACGGCUACCUACAGAACCGGUAGUUCCAGAUGAUCUCGAUAAUGGACAAGAAAGACUCCAAACUGCCCAAGAUGGGAUUUUAGAUUGGAUUUAUGAUUUUCGUGGAAUCAGCAAUCAUGAGAUUCGUCAAAAUGAAUUUAAAAAUCAGUCUCAGCGAAAAAAAAAAAUUUCAGGUCUUUUGGGUAAACGUAACUCUACUUUUAGAAAAGAUAUUCAGGAACGAAAUAAAGAAAUGCUUAAAAAAUUAUUCAAAAUUGAACUAAAUAAAUGCCUGUUAGGGCCAUGGGAUCUUUAUCUACAUGAGGUCUUUAUUCGAUUGAAAAAACUGAUAAAAGAAUCUUUGUCAGCGAAAGAGAAUCAGCGUAUACUUGCUAUCAAUAGUACAACUACUGAUAUGAGUGCUAGAGUGAAGAAAUUUGAGCCAGUGUUGGUAAAAAUUAUUUUUUCUGCAUCAUAUGGAUUUAUUUACAAGUAUCUGAAAAUACCAGAGCAAUCUAGCACCUUCGAUGUGGCCAAAAUAGGGCAAAAUUUUGAGAGCAUGAUCAAAGCAAGUGUGCCUAAAAAGAAACUAGAGUACGUUACUAAAACAUUCGAAAUGCUACCAGAAUCGUACCAGGAUUUAAAGACCAUGGCAUACAGCAUUAGUAAAACCUCCUUAUCUAAGCUAGUUUACGAAGCCGAUUAUAUUGAAAAUUUAAUCGACCAUGAAAUUUUAAAUGAAGAAUCUAACAAAAAGGCCUUCGUGACAUUUAGAAAUGCUUUACUAUUCUUACAAAAGCUAGAUUUGUCAGGAAAGGAAUACUUGUAUAGAAUAAUUGAAAAAGAUCAAGAAAUUGUUAGAGUGAUAUUAAUGCCAGAUAUAUGUAAUGGCUAUCCAUUUAGUCAAGUUGUUGCUUUAGAUCUUCAGGAAACCAUUAGUGAUUUAUAUAAAAAAUGCAGAUCAUUUGCGACAAAAUUAUUAGGACCAUCAUUUAGUUGCAACUUCCACGUUUUGAGUUUGGUGGACGCUAAUAAUAAAUUGAAAUUCAUGAAAGAGGAUGAAAGUAAAGUCCAGUUGGCUAUAUAUGGGUUGAAACAAGACGAUUACUAUGAGGCAAUACCAUCCGAAUUUACUACUUUCGUAUUUCAUCCGGAUAAGACUGCUGACAGUCAUAUUUAUGAAUAG
Molecule: messenger RNA, 1425 nt
Organism: Trichoplax adhaerens
Lineage: Eukaryota; Metazoa; Placozoa; Uniplacotomia; Trichoplacea; Trichoplacidae
Exons: 11
Coding region: 1-1425 (474 amino acids)
Source: RefSeq, a predicted model, not a curated record